Molecule: messenger RNA, 654 nt
Organism: Papilio xuthus (Asian swallowtail)
Lineage: Eukaryota; Metazoa; Arthropoda; Insecta; Lepidoptera; Papilionidae
Exons: 2
Coding region: 82-654 (190 amino acids)
Source: RefSeq, a predicted model, not a curated record
GCAAGCGGCAGGUGUCGAAGUAGCGAGACUAAAAUAAGUCUUUUCAACAAUUCCUAAGGACGCAGCGUCAUAACGAUAGUUAUGAAACUUAUCAAGACGUUAUUAUUGAUGAAGGUAGCAAUAUGUAUUCAAGCGUCGAUAGUCGGUGUAACGUACAUGGACGAUUUUGAUUUCGAAGAACGAUACAGAAACGUAAACGAAUGCAACCCCAUAUAUUGGCAUCCUUUACAUUUACCAAAAGAUUGCAUUGAUAUGUACGAAAAACUGAUUCGUUCGAAUUUAGGUUCUAUGGGACCUCUUCAAUUGUUUAAAGAUAGACUGUUCGAUGAAGUGGAAGAUGAUUCUGAAGAGAGUUACGAGUAUCAUCAUUUUGCACCAGAAUAUUUAUUGCCUCCAGUAAUUUCGGGGAAAAAAGAAGUGAUUUACGAAAAUAGGCAACCGUUAUCUCCUGUGAAAAAGAUGAUAGAAAUGAUGAGAAGUGACGCAAUGACUAUACCAACGGCACCAGAGAUAGGCAUAGCACCACAGUACGGGCCAAUUGCAGUAUAUCAUCAGCCGGUAUCUAAACAAAGUGAAAAGGCAAUUAAAGAAAUAGCAGAGGCAUACCAGAAAGCAAUGAUGCCACAUAAAACAAAGAAACACAAAAAAAGUUAA